AUGGUGGGAUGGACGCAACCCCGAGGCAAAUCUCUGAGCCGCGCCAUCGGCCUAGUCGGUGCAUUCGGUUUCGUGCUGCAAGGCUAUGAUCAGGCGGUUGCGAAUGGGUUACUGACCCUGGGCUCAUUCAUCACCGUCUGCCCCCAAGUCGACACGGUAAAUACCACCGGGAGCCAGAAGUCUCAUAAUUCUACCAUUCAAGGUACGACGGUUGCCAUCUAUGAAGUGGGCUGCGCCCUCGGUGCCUUGGGGUGCGUCUUCCUGGGAGAUCUGCUGGGUCGACGCAAAACCAUCUUCCUCGCAGGCUGUGUUGCGCUCGUUGGGAUUGCCAUUCAAGCAACCCAUGUGCAUUGGGUCAGCUCAUCGCAGGGAUUGGGAGUCGGUGGAUUCACGGCGACGAUCCCCAUCUUUGUCUCGGAGUCAUCGGGGCCCGAAGCGCGUGGGCGGAUGGUUCUUCUGGAGGGAUGGUUUGCUAUCGGUUGCAUUGUCCAUGUGACCUGGCUCGAGUUCGGUCUGUACUAUGUGAGCGAUAAUUCCGUGAGCUGGCGCUUUCCGAUUGCCUUUCAAGGAGUCUUUGCCAUGGUGGUGGUGCUAUGUAUCAUGUUCCUGCCCGAGUCCCCUCGCUGGUUAGCCCGGUCGGGCCGGUUCGAAGAGGCCGCCCAGGUACUGGCCCGGCUGGAAGAUGUGCCUGUCGAGUCCGAGCACGUCGCACAGGAGCUUGAAAUUAUUCGACACUCCCUUCAGAGCGGCGAGCGGGACGAGUCGUCCGGGUCCGGGUCUCCCUUCGCCUUGACCAAGAAUCGUCAUUUAACACCGAACGCCCGCAUUAUUACCGGGUGCCUGCAGAUCUGGCAAUUUGUGGCCGCUGGUCUGGCGGUGUUGCUGAUUGAUCGCCUGCCUGGUAGGCCUCUCAUCCGACAUCCACAAUACGUCCGUCGCCGGGGCAUCACUUCUCUUCUAUUUCAUGGCACUGUUCUGCUUCCCCAUUGGGUUAUUCUUGGUGCCCUUCAUGCCGCGGAGAUUGCGCCCCUCCGCACCCGUGCGAAGGUGACGGCCAUGUCGGCAGCGGCAAAUUGGUUGUUUAACUUCCUCUUGGCCGAAGUGACCCCGGUGGGAUUUGCCCGCAUUCAGUGGCGGUACUAUAUUGUCUACGCGUGUAUUAGCGCCUUUGCCUGCGUCAACUUUUACUUUUUCUGCCCGGAGACGAAGGGUCGCACUUUGGAGGAAAUUGAUGAGAUCUUUGUCUUGUCGGACUCGGUUUUCGAUACUGUCCGCGUGGCACGGGAGAUGCCCUUCCAGACGGAAAUCCUAGCCCACAUCGAUGACACGGAGAAGGUGGGAGCCGAGGACGAGCGUGUCGAUAAUGUAGGCGCAACCGGGGCGGCCGCGGCAUCGUAA
Messenger RNA from Penicillium canariense, 1398 nucleotides. RefSeq lists its product as uncharacterized. Lineage: Eukaryota; Fungi; Ascomycota; Eurotiomycetes; Eurotiales; Aspergillaceae. Gene Ontology annotation, cellular component: membrane. The transcript is spliced from 5 exons. Gene Ontology annotation, biological process: carbohydrate transport; transmembrane transport. Gene Ontology annotation, molecular function: carbohydrate:proton symporter activity. The coding region runs from base 1 to 1398 and encodes 465 amino acids. The record is from RefSeq and is a predicted model, not a curated record.